Zychaea mexicana is the source of this 1031-nucleotide messenger RNA. RefSeq names its product Phospholipase/carboxylesterase/thioesterase. Gene Ontology annotation, biological process: protein depalmitoylation. Gene Ontology annotation, cellular component: cytoplasm. The transcript has 6 exons. Gene Ontology annotation, molecular function: palmitoyl-(protein) hydrolase activity; carboxylic ester hydrolase activity. NCBI's taxonomy places the organism in Eukaryota, Fungi, Mucoromycota, Mucoromycetes, Mucorales, Lichtheimiaceae. Bases 150 to 848 code for a protein of 232 amino acids. The record is from RefSeq and is a predicted model, not a curated record.
ACCAUCGUUAAGUUUAAGCGAUCUUUUUUCUUGUUCAGUCUGUGUCACAUGCUCUCUGCCAGGACCAACAAUAGUGAGAAAGUGAUUCCGUGGGUGUCCCAUUACAAAUCCUUUUCUUCUUUCUCAGCAAUCCCCUCCAAUCGCUCAGCAUGGCUUCUUUUUUGAAAACGAUUAUAAUCGAGCCCUCAGAGAAACAUACUGGCACUGUCUGCUGGUUGCAUGGGUUGGGUGAUUCCGGUGCGGGUUGGUUAUUUCUCGUUGAGGAAUUAGCGCCUCUCUUUCCUCAUAUCAAGUGGAUUCUCCCCACUGCACCAGUACGAAAAGUUGAAGCCAAUGCUGGAGCACUUAUGCCUGCCUGGUUUGAUGUACCUGGAUUUGACAAGUCAGCCAACUUGAAAAAGACAGAUUCAAAGGGCAUGGUCGAAUCUUCAAAUUUAGUGAACGAGCUUAUUCAAGCGGAAAUUGACAGCGGCACCCCUUCGGAUCGGAUUAUUCUAGGCGGCUUCUCCCAGGGUUGUGCGAUUGCUUUGCUCACAGGAUAUUCGACGCAUCACAAACUCGCUGGUGUCAUUGGCUGUAGUGGAUGGCUGGGCGUGAUUGAAGGAAUAGAAAAUAUUGGCACCGAGACAAACAAGAAAACUCCAUUUUUGUUAUGCCACGGCGACGAGGAUGUGGUAGUAAAGCCGCGCUACGGUCAAGCAACCGCAAAGUACCUCAACAAAAUCGGGUUCCAGGCAACGUUUAAGUUGUAUCCAGGACUCGGCCAUGCUGCCGCAUUACCAGAAAUUGAGGAUAUCGCCAGCUUCAUCAAGGAGCAGUUGCCCCUUCGACAUGAAAGCAAGAUCUAGUAGAGAAGAAAUGCAUACAGGCUAAAAUGUAUUAUCAGCGAUAAUCAACAUAUAAAGAAGGCAUAUCAAACACUACACACACAGGAACGAACUUUUUGUAAUAUGCAAAAAUGGAGUCUUUUUUAUAUGAUGGCUGAUUGCUGAAAACAAACCGGAUCAAAAGGCCAAUACACUGCUUUUGCC